Molecule: messenger RNA, 492 nt
Organism: Coniosporium apollinis CBS 100218
Lineage: Eukaryota; Fungi; Ascomycota; Dothideomycetes
Exons: 2
Coding region: 1-492 (163 amino acids)
Source: RefSeq, a predicted model, not a curated record
AUGGGCCCGAAGCACCUAGAGGGCUCGAAGAACCUGGAGGGCCUGAAGAACCUGGAGGUCCCUGCCUUCCUUGAGGACCGUCGCGACCAUCGCGACCAUCACGUCCUGGAGGCCCAGGAGGACCAUCACGACCGUCCCUUCCUGGAGGACCGUCGCUGCCAUGCCUUCCAGGAAGACCAGGAGGCCCGGGAGGACCCGGACUACCGCCGCGCAAGCAAUUCUGGCGCCAGCUCUUUAUUAACAAUCGCGACCUCUGAGGUCCGCUGGGCAAAGGUGAAUAAGCAGGGUUUUGAGAAGAUGGUGCUCAAUCCGCGUGGCGCUUACAUUGACGAAUUGACGAAGUCAAUGCUGGCUUUCUUCUACUUUGGCACUGACGAAGCGCUGGCUGAGGGCCUUUACAACUAUUACCGGAAUCUCUCGGGGCUCUCGGAGACUACGUUAUGGCUUGACGGAAAUAAGUCUUUCCUAGAGAAUGUUUGCUACAGACCAUAG